Messenger RNA from Caenorhabditis angaria, 853 nucleotides. The record is from the annotation of a GenBank genome assembly. NCBI's taxonomy places the organism in Eukaryota, Metazoa, Nematoda, Chromadorea, Rhabditida, Rhabditidae.
AUGUUUCAAGAAGCUGAAGAAGGUAAACCAAAACGAUGGGGAUGUCUUGUAGCUGUUAUCAUAAUUGUGAGUUGUUUUUGGAAGCUGAACUUUGAGAUAGAGAAAGAAGAUAAAAUCAUAUUUAGGUAACAGCAAUAAAUUUGAGUAUAAUUAUAACAAUUCGAGCGCUACUGGAUUCUGAAGAUGAUAUCAAUAUGCCAAUCAUUCAAGGUGAGCGUUCAAUAAAUUUUGUGAAUAACUUUCAGAAACAUAUCUUGAAUUUUGAUUUUUUCAAAGUUUACAUUCAUUUCUUGAAUUAAAAUCCCUAAAAUUCCAGGAACCCUUCGCGAAGAUCUGACAUAUUUUCUGGGCAUCUUCACAAUGACAUUUUUCUUCGGCUGCUAUUGUUGUUUUUGCUGCGCGUGCACUUGUUGUAAAUGGUGUUUUUAUCAAUUUCCCGAAAGUAUUAGCAAAUUAUGGACAGCCAUUCCAAACUUGUUUGUCAAUAAUUUGGAUCAUUUGCCAAUUCAUCGCUUUCGAGAAACUGGUGGGGACUAAUCUUAUAAAUUAGAAUUAAUAAUUGACAAAAAACACAAAUUUAGAUGACAAUGCAAAUAAAAAUGAUUGCGUGGCUGAAGCUCGUGGGGUUCUAAGCAAUAAACUUCAGGAAAAACGAUCUGAUCGUUGCGCAUAUGAAAAUUCUGGAUAUCUAGAUGUCAUGGAGGUUUGUACAAAACACAUGAGAUCAAUAAGCCUGAUUCAAUUUCAGAUGGAUAAUAUUCAAACUCCUCGAUUAAUUCUUCCACCAGCUCCAAAUGGUCGAAUGCGUUCUUAUAGUAUUGAUAUCUCAUUAGCAGCUCCAGAAAAUUCAUGA